AUGAUGAGAUAUCAAAAAAAUUUUGAUUUUUAAGAAUCCCUUCAAAAACACUUUAACUAGAAUAAUUUACAAAAUAUAAAUCUAUCCCCACAAUCUAUCAAAUUAACUUAAACAACCUUUUCUGAACCUGAUGAAAAGUAAAACAUUUUUAAAGGCAAUAAUUCUAUAAAAAAGAUGAGAAAUAAAUGGCCUUACUAUACUAGAAACCCUAAACUCAACUAAAUACAGCUCAAAGAUUUGACUCCUACUAACAUAUCAUCUUCUCAAAACACCUAUUUUACUGGUGAUUAUAUUAUUGAAGCUGAGUCUCCAAUAUAAAAUAAAGAUAUAUUCAAUAAUUAAAAUUGA
Tetrahymena thermophila SB210 is the source of this 348-nucleotide messenger RNA. RefSeq lists its product as hypothetical. The record is from RefSeq and is a predicted model, not a curated record. Lineage: Eukaryota; Ciliophora; Oligohymenophorea; Hymenostomatida; Tetrahymenidae. The transcript is spliced from 2 exons.